Molecule: messenger RNA, 1940 nt
Organism: Hydra vulgaris (swiftwater hydra)
Lineage: Eukaryota; Metazoa; Cnidaria; Hydrozoa; Anthoathecata; Hydridae
Product: solute carrier family 28 member 3
Biological process (GO): nucleoside transmembrane transport
Cellular component (GO): plasma membrane
Molecular function (GO): nucleoside:sodium symporter activity
Source: RefSeq, a predicted model, not a curated record
UAAAAGGUCACACUCCAAUUUAAGAAUGAAUAACAAUGUUGCUAUUUUUAAACUUUAAUAAACGUCUUUAACAUUACAUGAAAUGACUGAGAAUUCUCUACAUACUUUUGAGUUGGAUAGUUUGAGUCCUAAAUCAAGCCACGAGAGUAAGUCCCAAGAUAAAAUUAAAAGUUUGACUAUAAAAACUUUAAGAGGACCUCUUGCACCCGUAAACAACUUUUGUAAUGCGGUUGAAAACAAAAUUAAAAACUUUUGUAAAAAGCAUGCAAUCUUAAUCAAACAAAUACUGCUUGUUCUGUCAUUAACAGCCUACAUUGUCUAUUUUAUUGUAGCGUUAAUAAAAAAUCCAAAUAAAGUUACAGACCUAAUUUAUGUUAGUGCUUUUUUUUUUGUAUGCCUAAUUUACUGGGUUUUUAAAAAACUUUUUGGUAGAAAAAUCUCUUCCAGUAUUUUGAAACCCAUGCACAAUGCAAUUGUUCCUCAAUGGAAAUACAUUAAAUGGAUAUCGAUAACAGCUUUUCUGGGUUUUGUUAUAUUUUGGAUAUCAUGGGAUACAGCUAAGCAACCUGAAAGAUUAAUUUCAUUGGCAGGUUUAAUUGUGUAUUUGCUUAUUGGCUUCUUGUUUUCAAAGCAUAGAGACCAAAUAAAAUGGCGUCCAGUUUUUUGGGGAUUAUCUUUGCAGUUUUUGUUUGGGUUAUUUAUAUUACGGACGUCAAUUGGAUACUUUAUUUUUAAAUGGCUUGGUGAUAGAGUUUCAAUUUUUCUGGAUUUUUCAAGAGCAGGUUCUGAGUUUUUAUUUUCUAAGGAACACAUGGAAAAACAUUUUUUUGUUUUUGUUGUUUUACCUGUGGUUGUUUAUUUUUCUGCAAUCACAUAUGUUCUUUAUUAUUUGGAAUGGAUCCAGAUUGUCAUUAAAAAAAUUGCCUGGGUGCUUCAAAUUUCUAUGGGAACUUCUCCAGCUGAGUCUGUUAAUGCAGCUGGCAAUAUAUUUCUUGGCCAGACAGAAGCUCCUCUAUUAAUUAGACCAUUCCUUGAGAAUAUGACAGAAUCAGAAUUGCAUUGUGUCAUGACAGGAGGGUUUGCAACUAUAGCUGGUAGUGUGCUUGGUGCUUAUAUAUCAUUUGGAAUUCCUGCAUCACAUUUAUUGUCAGCAUCUGUAAUGAGUGCACCUGCUGCAAUAUCUAUGGCAAAACUUUUGUACCCGGAAGUGGAAGAAUGUUAUUGGAAAAAUGCUGAUGAAGUUGAAAUUGAAAAAACAAAUGAGCACAACUUGUUUGAAGCGAUUGCUACAGGAGCGUCGAUGAGUAUUGGUUUAGUUGCAAACAUUUCUGUAAUGCUUAUUGCAUUUUUAUCUCUACUUCGCUUUGUGAAUGCUCUUUUGGGUUGGCUUGGUUCAAAUAUUGAUGUGCAGGAUUUUUCAUUUGAGUUUAUAUGUUCAUACAUUUUUAUGCCAUUUGCGUAUAUCAUGGGUGUAAGCUGGAAUGAUUCUUUUGCAGUCGCUAAAUUACUUGGCAUCAAAACAUUUUUAAACGAGUUUAUUGCAUACCAACAACUGUCAACGCUGAUUUCAAAUAGGAUUUUAAAUGUUAGUGCAGAAAAAUUAUCUCAACGUUCAGAAGUAAUCACUACUUAUGCACUGUGUGGCUUUGCUAAUUUUGGUUCUAUGGGAAUCCAAUUAGGAGGAUUAAGUUGUCUUAUUCCCAGUAAAAAACAAUGUUUAGCAAAGUUGGUAUUCAGAGCACUUGUAUCUGGAACAUUAGCAUGUUUUAUGACUGCUUGUAUUGCAGGCAUGUUGUAUGAUGAUCAGAAGUAUGACAGUAUUAUAACACCUACUUCUGCAAAAAAUUUAACGGUUAACAUAUUUAAUGUAUCACAAAGUUUGUAAAUACAACUUCAUAAGUUGCUAUCAUUUUGUGUUAAAACUAAUAAAACUGUGUUUA